UGAGUUGUUUACCUGUCAAGCAACAAUUUUGUUUUUGCAUUUCUGUUUUUUUCUGUAUCUAAUUUCAUUUUUUAUAUAGCGUUUGUUUUAACUGUUGGUCAGACAAGAAAUUGAGACAUUGGAUGAUAAUGGAAAAAAAUCUCUGCGCACCUGAAUGUGACAGGAGCGUCGGAAGAGGUGCAAUCAUGGAAAAAAACCUCUGCAGACUGUUUCGCUCACUGCUGAAAUAUUUAUUGUAAUAAUGUUUCUGCCUUUCCGACAUUCAUCAGGUAUAUGUACCUGUAUGUAUGUAUGUGUGUAAAUAUAUACCCAGUUAAGGUAGGAAAGGCUGAAGCAUUACAAUAAAUAUUUCAGUAGGAAGUGCGACAGUGUUUGGAAGUUCUUUUGCUCCACUAUUUUCUGAAAUUUUACAGACUAAACAAUUGAUUUGCUUUAAAUCCGAGGUCAGGAGCACAAACUACCCCCUCAUUUUUAUGAUUUUUGUUCUUUUAGCUACUCAACUGAUGUACAAACAAAUAUUAAAUUGCACUAAAGUAUGAUAUGACAAACUGAACAGGGCAUUUCACAGCUUUAAAAAUGCAGGAUAAUCACUGUAAACUUCUCGUUUUAAAAUAUGUGUCCAACUUGUUUUCAUCAUAUUGUGAUUAUGAUUUUUUUUUUGUCCACUAGAUGGCAGCAGGUACUUGUGUAAAAGUCUGAUUUUACAUGCUCCUUUAGUGUUACAAGGUGGAAACAUUGUUGUUACUGAGUCACAAGCAUUGAUAGGUUUGUGUUGUCAGGAAGUCAUCUAGGUAUGAGACUGUCAGGUUUGGGAGGGACGAGCAGCAGGUGGUGAGACCUGCUCAGUUUGGUGUUUAGAGAGCCUGAAAUGCAAGAUGUCGAAUCUGUUCCUACUGCUGCUGGUUAUGUGUCUUCCUCAGUGCAGUCAAGGAAAACACUUGCUUCGCUUUUUGACUUUCUGUCAGAGGGACGUGAAGGAAGAUGGCCAGUACGAUAUUGAAUUCGAUGGCGAUCAGCUCCUCUACGUCGACCCUGUGACCCAUCGGGCGGUGCAGCGUCUGCCAGAGUUUGCAAAGCACUUGAUGAUUGAUCUUGAAAUGGCCAGAGACACGUACGUGUCCCUGGGCACCUGCAAGUACAACAUCCCAUGAGCCAUAAAGGGAGAAAAUUAUCCUCCAGAGGCCCUUGCCAUUCCCACCUCCAUGAUCUACCCCAAACACGAGAUGGAGCUCCAGGUGCCCAACACACUCAUCUGCCAUGUGAACAACUUCCAUCCACCUACAGUCGCCAUAACCUGGACCAGGAACGGGCAGCCGGUGGACGAGAGCGAGGUCAGUCAGACUCAGUACUACUCCAACAGCGACUUCAGCUUCCAAAUCUUGUCCUACCUGGACUUCACUCCGCAGGAGAGCGACAUCUACUCCUGCAGCGUGGACCACAUCAGCCUGCAGGAGCCUCUCACAACGUUCUGGGAUGUUGUUGCAGUCCAGACAGACCAGCAGGUUGUCGAGAUGGCAGUGUGUGUUGCUGGUGUGAUCCUGGGGCUGAUUGGAGUUGUCACAGGACUCUGGUUCAUCGUGAAAGCCAACAAGUCCUGCCAGGCGUAGCACGCAUCAAGACAAACACCUGAAUUUCGAUGUCAGAUGUGUGACAGCCUUGAUCUUUUUUCCUUUGUGUUUUUCCUCUGGG
Messenger RNA from Epinephelus moara (kelp grouper), 1689 nucleotides. Its product is annotated as H-2 class II histocompatibility antigen, A-U alpha chain-like. The record is from RefSeq and is a predicted model, not a curated record. Gene Ontology annotation, biological process: peptide antigen assembly with MHC class II protein complex; antigen processing and presentation of exogenous peptide antigen via MHC class II; immunoglobulin production involved in immunoglobulin-mediated immune response. Gene Ontology annotation, cellular component: membrane; MHC class II protein complex. The transcript has 5 exons. NCBI's taxonomy places the organism in Eukaryota, Metazoa, Chordata, Actinopteri, Perciformes, Serranidae. Gene Ontology annotation, molecular function: MHC class II protein complex binding.